This is a messenger RNA of Triplophysa dalaica, 2525 nucleotides long. RefSeq names its product GDNF family receptor alpha 4b (gene gfra4b). The record is from RefSeq and is a predicted model, not a curated record. The transcript has 8 exons. Gene Ontology annotation, biological process: nervous system development. Lineage: Eukaryota; Metazoa; Chordata; Actinopteri; Cypriniformes; Nemacheilidae. Gene Ontology annotation, molecular function: signaling receptor activity. Gene Ontology annotation, cellular component: external side of plasma membrane; signaling receptor complex. Bases 286 to 1581 code for a protein of 431 amino acids.
UGUCAAUACGACGGGACGAAAUAAUGGAGCACACGGAGAACUUUUUGUAACGCUUUCAUUCUCUUCAAGGUUUUCUUGACGUCCCGAUUGACAGUUUGACGUUUGGCGUUGCGGCGCGCGCGCGGCGGCUCUAUAUGUUCAGUGGACAGUAUUCAUCUCCAUAGUGUUUAACAUCGUACAUUGAUAUGUGCACCAUCGCUGAUAUGACGGCAUUUUUCUCUCGGUAACCCCAGAAAACCACCAGAAACAUUUAAGCCACGCAGUUAUCGUCAGAAAAGCGCAGAAAUGGAUCUUAUGGGAAUCUACCUGCUUCACCUCACCGUUGCCGCUUUGCAGGUAUUUCUUUCUGCGGGGAGGGAUUGUCUUAUAGCCGGUGACAGCUGUUCCAGUGACGAAAACUGCAGCCCGCGUCUCAGGACGUUGCGUCAGUGCGUGGCAGGGAACGGCAGCAUGAAACUCGGCCCUGGGGCCCGCAGUCAGUGUGCAAACGCCGUGUCAGCCCUGCUGUCUAGCCCUCUACACGGCUGCCAGUGUAGACGGGGCAUGAAGAGAGAAAAGAACUGUCUCAGCAUAUACUGGAGCCUACACCAGUCGGGCAUACAUGGUCUUAACCUGGUUGAGAAUUAUCCAUAUGAAACAGAGGAGAAAGGAUUUGACUAUGUUCGCCUGGCCUCCAUCACUGCAGAUUCUGACGUUGGCAUGACAACAGUUAACCGUUGCCUGGAUGCGGCCAAAGCUUGCAACAUAGAUGAUGUGUGCCAGAAACUGCGCACCGAGUACGUAUCAACAUGCAUCAAGCCGUCUACGAAGUCCGGCCAGUGCAACCGGUUGCGAUGUGACAGGGCCCUACGCCGUUUCUUUGACCGGGUUCCGCUGGAGUACACGCUCGAACUGCUGUUCUGCCCUUGCAGCGACAUGGCCUGCUCGGAGCGACGUCGACAGACCAUAGUCCCCAGCUGCUCCUACGAAGAAGAGGAGAAACCCAGCUGCCUUUCCCAAGUGAGGAUCUGCAAGGCCGACUAUGUGUGCAGGUCUCGCUUGGCUCAGUUUCAGUAUGACUGUGAACCAGAGGAGCAGUCAGCCAACGGGUGCAAGCAGGGCAACUAUGCAGCGUGUCUUAUUGCCUAUACUGGACUUAUAGGCAGUCCGAUCACCCCAAACUACGUGGACAACUCCACAUCCAACGUGUCUCCCUGGUGCUCGUGUUCGGCCAGUAGCAAUCUAAAGAAUCAGUGUGUAGAGUUUCUGGAGUACUUCACAGAGAACGUCUGCCUCAGAAAUGCUCUCUUGACAUUCGGGAACGGAAUGGACUUCACUCCUACUUCUACCCAGUCGGUGCGGCUGGGCCCUGCGACGGACAAAGAGCUACAGCGGGUGACUACUGUGUUUGUUGCCAUGGAUACUGAACAGAACGUUCUGAGCCCAGUCAAACCCACACAGGACUCCGUAAAAGUGAACCUUUGGUCGGACUCCACCGCGUCCUUUGACACACACCAGAACUCUGCCCACGUGUCGGCUUCAGCAUUGCUUCUGAUCUGCAUUUGUGUUUAUCUCAACAUCUUGCUCAGCUAUUGCCAUUAAAUGGACAGAAGGAAGUCUGGGACAUUGUUUCUGACAGGCCCGUGAUUUUGGAUCUACUGGAACAUUUUUUGAGGUGAAGAAACUGGCCCCAAUGGCCUCAUAUUUCUGACCUGGAAGUCAUCGUGUUAUAUCUGUUUCUGUGGAACCGCCUAUCAAACCUACAGAAUCUGCAAUUUUCAAGGCACUUUUAUAGACCUGAAUGUGUUGUUGGUGAAAAACAAAGGCCAGCGGAAAGUGUGUAUCUGUACAUAUGUACAUAGCAUCACAAAGAGUCAAUAUGGAACUUUGUUGUUCAUGAAGAGUUUCAGUGUAAAAUCAUAUUUUUGUGGUCGGGUGGGAAUUCAAAAGACUGACUCUUCCAAGUUUCUAAAGCCCAAAUUACCUCCUAGCAUUCAUGAAAUCAAUUCCUGAUGAAAUGUGGAGCAGAGGGAAAUGAAUCUUUCUCUUUUUCCCUUUUUCUAGUUCCUCAUGCAUCAGUUCAAGCAUUUGGAGAUCCCCUGAGCAAAACAGGGAUUUAAUAUCAUUCUGUUCAACUUGACUGAAGAGAAGACAAAGGCUAUUUCUGAUCAAUAAUGGAAUGGUUAUGCCUUUGGGUAGAAGUAAACAAUAUUCUUCUCAAUGCUCAUACCAACACUCCAAAUGCACAAUGUGCUGUUGCGAUACAAGCUAACCAAACUUCACAUAUUGAUUCAAGAACCAACAUUUUUCUACGUCACAGAAUCCCACCAAGUGUUGUCUUUUUGUAAAAUAUGAUGUCUUUAUGAGGAGUCACAGUAAAUAUGCUUACGAUGAAUAUGUGGUAUAUACCGUAAAGGAAGGUUAAGGAGUGGCGUUGAUUAGACAAAUGACCCGUGAUAUUUCUAAAGGAAGGCUGUGAAUCUCAUUAUGGAACAUUCUUUGGUUCAUCACAUAUGCCAUUAAUAAAAUAUGCUGGUUCAUUUAAA